AUGUUAACUCCAUUUUUCAAAAUAGAACCAAAUACGUCAUCAUCAACACCAACAAUAAUAUCAUCAACCUCAGCAUCAUCAACUUCAACAACAACAUCAACGACAACAAGUGUCUGCAAUCUGUUUUUUAAUCAAACUACUUACUCAGCUGUCGCACAGCCAUGGUCAGUAGCAGUCAUCGACGUGAAUAAUGACAAUAAACCUGAUAUUAUUGUUGCAAAUUAUGGCUCGAGCAAUGUCGGCGUUCUUCUCAACACAGGCAAUGGCACAUUUAAUGCUCAAACUACUUACUUAGUUGGCACAGGUCCAUGGUCAGUAGCAGUCGUCGAUGUAAAUAGCGACAACAAACCUGAUAUUACUGUUACAAACUUUGAUUCGAACAACCUCGGUGUUCUUCUCAACACAGGCAAUGACACCUUUAGUGCUCAAACUACUUAA
Molecule: messenger RNA, 438 nt
Organism: Adineta steineri
Lineage: Eukaryota; Metazoa; Rotifera; Eurotatoria; Adinetida; Adinetidae
Source: the annotation of a GenBank genome assembly